CUCAGCCUCUCCAUAAGCCAUUUGUGCCGCUAUCCUCUGUCUGUGGUCUGUGUGCUAUAGUGGUUUGAUGCAAAAUGUUGCAGGACGUGGUGAUUACAAAGCUCUUCUUACCAGAGAGACGAGGGAACCUCUUAUUGACAAACAUACAACAAGAGCCAACUUCGGAAGGCUCCCCCUCGCAAAUUUUAUCCGUCCCAGUUACAGAAAUUUCUGAGCCUACUCAAUCUAAUAGUCAAACUCGACUUACAAGAUCGCAAAGCGUCACCUGUUCACCACCUUACUUUACUUCAUCUGAACAUAUAACCCUCCCAGGGAAUACUUUCUACACUAGGUCAAGAGUCUCUCAGCAACCGAUUUCUAGGACGCUUAGUGGGCAUGUGAACGAGUCUAAUGGACUUGUUACAGGAAGUUCUCUACCUGCUGUAACCAGUGUCAAUGAUUCCACUCCCCUCAUCGUACCCAGUACAAUUCCUCCACGUACACCCCAUGAUGUAAGUGCUUUUCCAUGUCUUUUAGUGCCGUUUUGUCUAAAAAAAAUUCGUAAUGUUAUGACAUUAAUAAAGAGUUAGAUCAGUAAUUAUACAGUGUCUUUAUUAUUACUUCACUUUUAAUGCGUCACAAAAGUGUUCUUGAGAUGAUACCAGUUUUUACCCAGUUUGGGUUUAUCCGAAAGUCAUUUGAAUGUUACUGAUGCUGGAAACAAUGGAUACAUUUUUAUCCGUUUAUUUGGAUUUAUUAUAAUUGGUUAAACUCUUGACUCACUUGUGCAAUAAUUCAUAACAAAC
Trichobilharzia szidati is the source of this 785-nucleotide messenger RNA. NCBI's taxonomy places the organism in Eukaryota, Metazoa, Platyhelminthes, Trematoda, Strigeidida, Schistosomatidae. The record is from the annotation of a GenBank genome assembly.